AUGCCUGCCCUUCUUUCCUGGCUCCGACGCCUUUACUCGCUCGAUACCCUCGACACUCGUUUUACGUCCACCGCCACCACUCCGGCCAACGCUGCCGCUGACUCGCGACCUCCCUCCGCGAAAGAUGCUCGCGCCAAUGCCAUUGCCCAGAAUGCACCUGCUCCCCUCUGGCGCACGCCGGAGUUCUUCGUCUAUUACCUUUUUUUCAUUACACUCGUUCCGUUGAUGUUCAAGACUGUUGUGGAUGCCUCGAAGGACACCCACCCGAUCUAUCCUACAUACUCCCAUCUUCUGUCACCAGGAUGGAUCCCUGGCCGUCUGGUGGACAACUCUGAUGCCCAAUAUGCGAGCUUCCGCGACAACAUCCCUUAUCUAUUGUUACUCCUUGUUGCCCAUCCGAUUGCCCGUCAAGUCUAUCAGUCUUUUACGAGUCGUUCAAGCCCUGAAUCCAAGCCCGCCCACCCCUCGGCGGCCGGUGAUGCGCAGCUGGAGCGACGAAUGCGCUUUGAUUUCGGAUUUGGAUUGAUCUUCGUUACCGCGCUUCACGGCGUCUCAGCCAUCAAAGUAUUACUGAUUCUGUUUAUCAACUACAAAAUUGGCAAGAGUCUUCCGCGGUCGUACGUCCCGGCGGCUACAUGGAUCUUCAAUAUCUCCACCUUGUUCGCCAACGAACUAUGCGGAGGGUACCAACUAGAAGCGAUCGCAACCAUAUUGUCUCCAGGAUCAGGCUCGCCUGGAGAGAAACACACAUUGCUUGUUGAAUGGGCGAAAGCACUCGAUAGCUUCGGAGGCAUUAUGCCUCGAUGGGAGGUCCUCUUCAAGGUUACUGUCUUGCGCUUGAUUAGUUUCAAUAUGGACCACUAUUGGAGCUUGGAAUACCCCGCAGGAAGUGCGAUCGAAAAACAGCUCGACCCCGCGAACCUGUCUGACCGAGACCGUGUCAAAAUCCCAGCCGAGCCCUCUGCGUUCAGCAUACGCAACUAUAUCGCCUACGUACUCUACUCGCCUCUGUACCUGGCUGGCCCCAUUAUGACUUUCAACGAUUACGUGUCACAACAACGCUACAAAGCACCCUCAGUGACAAGUACUCGAACCAUUCUCUAUGGAAUCCGUUUCCUCCUCACCUUGCUCUGCAUGGAGCUUAUCCUCCACUACAUCUACGCCGUAGCCAUUUCCAAGGCCUCACCCGAUUGGUCCCUGUUCACACCAGGCCAACUCAGCAUGCUAGCCUUUUUCAACCUCCACAUCAUCUGGCUGAAGCUGCUCAUUCCCUGGCGCUUCUUCCGUCUGUGGGCCCUCCUCGACGGAAUUGAUCCGCCGGAGAACAUGGUACGCUGCAUGUCCAACAACUAUUCUGCCUUUGCCUUCUGGCGUGGAUGGCACCGCUCUUACAACCGCUGGAUCGUCCGAUAUAUCUACGUGCCCCUCGGUGGAGGUGGUGGUGGACGGCGUCCCGCUGGAUCCAAACCAUCUUCAUCGCCGUCCCAGUCAGGCUUGAUGGCCAAGUUCCUACAGAUCCGCAACUUCCUCUUGGUGUUUACUUUCGUUGCGUUGUGGCAUGAUAUCAACCUGCGUCUGUUGAUGUGGAGCUGGCUCAUCACGCUCUUCGUUUUGCCCGAAGUCGUCGGCGGUAUGCUGUUCCCAGCUAGUCGCUGGCGCUCGCGGCCCACCGCGUACCGAGUCCUGAGUGGCAUUGGAUCGGUGGGCAAUGUACUCAUGAUGAUGAUUGCCAAUCUGGUCGGCUUUGCACUUGGACUGGAUGGCUUGCAGAACUUGCUUAAUAGCCUGACGGGCUCGUACUCGGGUGUCGCAUAUAUGAUCUCAUGCUGUGUGGUGCUGUUCGUUGGAGUACAGGUCAUGUUUGAGAUUCGCGAGGAUGAGCUGCGGGCAGGUAUCAACCUGAAGUGUUGA
This is a messenger RNA of Penicillium subrubescens, 1911 nucleotides long. RefSeq names its product putative glycerol:H+ symporter (Gup1). The record is from RefSeq and is a predicted model, not a curated record. Bases 1 to 1911 code for a protein of 636 amino acids. Gene Ontology annotation, cellular component: endoplasmic reticulum. Gene Ontology annotation, biological process: GPI anchor biosynthetic process. Lineage: Eukaryota; Fungi; Ascomycota; Eurotiomycetes; Eurotiales; Aspergillaceae. The transcript is spliced from 4 exons.